AUGUCUUUAUUUGGUCAUCAUUUUCAUUUUCCUAAUGAAUUACGGAGUUGUGUCAUUGACCGUGGUGGCUAUGGUCGCAAUAGAGAUUAUUCUGAGCAUCCAAGUAGAGGCUUUUAUAGAGAUGCAUUUGACAAUUAUGGGAAUUCCCGUGGCGUACUAUCUGCACGAGGGCCUCCACUGACUUACAGUGGAAACAAUCGUUACGAAGAUUGUAACAGUACACGAGAUGGAUAUGGUGGAAAUCGGGACAGUUACUCAAGCAGUCGAAGUGACAUGUAUCCAACUGGUCGUGCACGUGGUAGCAGACGGGAACGAGGGUUCCCACCUUCUCUGGACAGGGUGUACUAUGUUCCUCAUGGAUCAUAUGGUAGUUCAAGUUGUGGGGCUUCUAGAGGCAGUCAGGGGAGAGGCCAGUCUGAAAGAGGAGGACGAAGAAGGUACUAAAACAAAAAUUACACUUGUUUGCCAAACUUCCUUUGCAGACAG
Messenger RNA from Oryctolagus cuniculus (rabbit), 486 nucleotides. The record is from RefSeq and is a predicted model, not a curated record. NCBI's taxonomy places the organism in Eukaryota, Metazoa, Chordata, Mammalia, Lagomorpha, Leporidae.